CCCGCGGCCUAGUCCCCUCACUCGAGGCCCAGGCCCCGCGGCCUAGUCCCCUCACUCGAGGCCCAGGCCCCGCGGCCUAGUCCCCUCACUCGAGGCCCAGGCCCCGCGGCCUAGUCCCGCCACUCCAGGCCCAGGCCCCGCGGCCUAGUCCCCUCACUCCAGGCCCAGGCCCCGCGGCCUAGUCCCCUCACUCCAGGCCCAGGCCCCGCGGCCUAGUCCCCUCACUCCAGGCCCAGGCCCCGCGGCCUAGUCCCCUCUGCCUGGUACGAUGGCCAAGCCGGGGGCCGAGCUCCUGCUGCUGGACUCCAACAUCCGCCUCUGGGUCGUCCUCCCCAUUGUCCUGAUCAGCUUCUCGGUGGGGCUGAUCCGCCAUUACCUGAGCCGCUUGUUACAGGGGGAGAGGCGAGUGGAACUGGAGCAGCUUUCAGACAGUCAGGUGCUCGAGAGAAGCCGGAACCUGCGUGAACAUGGGAAGUAUCUCCCUCGGCAGGUGAGGAGAGACUGAUCACAUUCAGAGAUU
Molecule: messenger RNA, 520 nt
Organism: Carcharodon carcharias (great white shark)
Lineage: Eukaryota; Metazoa; Chordata; Chondrichthyes; Lamniformes; Lamnidae
Product: ER membrane protein complex subunit 3-like
Exons: 2
Coding region: 269-505 (78 amino acids)
Biological process (GO): protein folding in endoplasmic reticulum
Cellular component (GO): EMC complex; membrane
Source: RefSeq, a predicted model, not a curated record